Messenger RNA from Paramecium tetraurelia, 750 nucleotides. RefSeq lists its product as uncharacterized. The record is from RefSeq and is a predicted model, not a curated record. The transcript is spliced from 3 exons. NCBI's taxonomy places the organism in Eukaryota, Ciliophora, Oligohymenophorea, Peniculida, Parameciidae.
AUGAAAUAAAAAAAAUAGUAGUUAGGAGAAAUCAGUCUGAAUAAACAAUGCAAUGAAUCAUAACUAAAAGAAGUAAUUCAAAAGUUAUUGGCGAACCAUGAAUUUUAUAGAAUAGAAAUUGCGAAAUUAAAAGAAUAAAACAAUGAAACUAUAUAAAAAUAUCAUAAAGCCUUGAGAUAAAUAGGAGAGAUGGAGCAAACAUAGAAAAAAGAUUAAUUGUAUAUCAUGCAAAUUGAUUGUUUUUUAUAGGAGGCCAAAAAGAGAUAUGAUCAAAACAAAAAAUAACAAACGGAUCAUUAUGUUGAUGCAUUAUUAGAAAUGACUAAAUAAAGAGAUGAAUGUCUGAAAAGAAAUAUUCAACUUGAAAUCAUAGUAUAUGAAUUAAACGAAUAAAUUGAAAAAUUAAAACGUUAAACAACUAUAAUACCAUCUGCCAGUUAAUAAUAAUUUAGUAAUCCUUUAACGGCAAAUGAGGAGGUAGUGUAAAUAGGGAGCGAAAUAAAUCACCGUAAAAAAUCAUCCAUUUAUUCAAUGAAUACCCAAGAUUCAAUAAUAAAUGAUGAAGAUAGAGAUAAGGAAGAUCAAUUAAUGGCAUUUCUUUAAUAACUAGACGAAUAAUAGGCGAACUAGUUGUAUAGUCUAUUCAGCUGUUUGAAUGCCGAUCUCAAUUCUAAAGUGAACAAGACUCAGCAAUAAGGUUCUUUCAAUUUUUCCUAAAAAUGGAAUAACAAAGAAGAUCCUUAUUUUUGA